AUGAAAACUAGAACAUUUGUUGGCGUGGCAGAGCUCUGUAACAAGACGGGACGGACUGGUUUUACUCGGCACGACGAACAAAAAGCUCGCACAUUUGCGUGUCUCCUCUAUCGAAAAGUGCAGGAGGCUCAACGCCGCUCGCAUAUGGCUGCUGAGCUGCUGGUGCAGGGAUCUCAGUUGCUUGUAUGUUUCCUUUUAUUUAUCUUUUCGAUUUUUCAUUCUAUUGACCUCGGAUUCACUGCCAGGUACAGUAUGAACAAGCGAAAACUAGCUUCGUUUAUUCUUCGUGUUGCGAAAGGAUAUCGUGAGGUACCCUACCAUAAUUGGUCGCAUGCGUUCUCUGUGGCUCAUUUCUGCUGGAUCAGUCUGCGUACACCAGCUGUGCUGCAUGGGCUCGAUGAAUUGGAACGGUUAGCUCUGUUGAUUGCGUGCCUCUGUCAUGACAUUGAUCAUCGUGGUACUACGAAUGCGUUUCAGUUGCAAUCGAAAACCCCACUCGCACAACUGUACAGCAGUGAGGGUAGUGUGCUCGAGAGACACCACUAUGCCCAGACGGUGCAAAUCCUACAGAUGUCCGAGUGUAACAUCCUGCAUAACCUGACACGUACGCAAUACCAAACAGUGUUGAGUCAUAUACGAGACGUGAUCCUUGCCACGGAUAUUGCUGUACAUCUAGGGAAAGUCGGUCGUAUCAAGGCGAUGGUUGAUCAAGGGUAUGAUCCACUGUCUCGGGAUCAUCAUUAUUUAUUCAUGUGUCUUUUGAUGACGUCGAGCGAUCUAUCGGAUCAAUCCAAGGAUUUCCGUAAUUCGAAAGCAAUCGCCGAGAACAUCUACCGCGAAUUCUUUUCACAAGGGGAUCUCGAGAAACAGAUGGGUGCCAGCCCGAUGGAAAUGAUGGAUAGGGAUCGUGCGGCGGUGCCGAAAAUUCAACUCGACUUUAUGGACACCGUUGCGCUGCCUGUGUUUGAAAUGGUAGCGAAAGUUGUACCAGAAGGUCAAUCUACGUUUGAGGCCAUUUCUCUGAAUCGACAGUGUUGGGCUGCAUUGGACGAAAUUCUUGUGGAGCGAGGAAAUCGUCCCGUCCUCGGUCUCGAUUACCUUAGAGAUGAAGAAUUAGAGGAACAGGUUGUUGAACGAGUCCGACAACGGAAGAGUCAACAGAAGAAGGUAGGUCACAGCAAGUUUUCAAGUUUAUACCAUGAUUCUUGUCGUAGGGACUACUAA
Molecule: messenger RNA, 1224 nt
Organism: Haemonchus placei
Lineage: Eukaryota; Metazoa; Nematoda; Chromadorea; Rhabditida; Trichostrongylidae
Source: the annotation of a GenBank genome assembly